AUGGAACUGAUUAAAGACGACAUUAAAAAAAAGAAACAUAAAAAGAAAAUGGGAAGACGUUAUAGUUAUAAUGAUAAUAUAGAGGAAUUGAAAAAGCUUAAAAAGAUUCUGUUAAACUUAGAUGUACUUAUCGAUGUGUCCAAAAUUGUUAUUCAAAAGAAUGAGAAUUUUGAUAUGGAGUUAUUAAAUAAUGUAAAUGAUAGGUUUGUUGAAAAAAUAUAUUAUUUAUUAAAGGAUAAAAAAAAGAAUAUGCUACCUGAAGAAGAAUUAGUUGAAUUCAUAUUUUUAUUAUUAAAAGAAAGAAAUGAAUAUAAUAAUUUAGAAAAAAAAAAAAAAAAUAUAUAUAUUAAUGUACAAAAAAAUUUAACAAACUGUCCUAUAAAAAAUGAAGUAACUACACUUAUUCAAAAAAUUAAUAAAUUCUAUUAUUAUUUCAAAGAAUUUUUAUUAAAAGAAAAAUAUAAUACAAAAGACGACGCGAAUAAAAAGUAUCAUCAUAAUAAGGAGGAUACUAAUAAUUAUAAUAAUAUUCCAGAAAAUUAUAAAAAUCAAUCCAAACAUAAUCACGACUAUUUAAAUUAUCAUAAAGAUAAUAUAAUUAAUAUUGAUAUAAAUGAUUUAGGAUAUAAUAACAAUGAUAAUAAUAAAGAAUCUGUAUUUUAUAAUAAGGAAAUAAUAAAAAAUAAUAAACAAAGAAAUCAUUUUCAAGGAAAAGAAAAAAAAAAUACAAAAGAUGAAGUAGCUACUACAAUACAUAAUAUUCUUUCUUGUAAGGAUAUAUCAUCUAAUCAAUUUAAUAAUUAUAAUAAUACAUUACAAACAAGUGAUUAUAAUAAGGAUUUCUUAUACAAGGAUGUUCUUAUGGAUAUUAUGAGUACUGAUAGUGAAAAAAAUAUGACGUCACAAAAAAGCAUUACGUCUGAAAAGAAUAUGACGUGUGAAAAGAAUAUGACGUGUGAAAAGAAUAUUACGUGUGAAAAGAAUAUUACGUGUGAAAAGAAUAUUACGUGUGAAAAGAAUAUUACGUGUGAAAAGAAUAUUACGUGUGAAAAGAAUAUUACGUGUGAAAAGAAUAUUACGUGUGAAAAGAAUAUUACGUGUGAAAAGAAUAUUACGUGUGAUAAAAAUAUUAUUAUAUCCAAAAGGAAAGACAAUCAACAAACCUUUUGUGAGGACAAGAUUAGUGUUUCUUCAGACGAUAUAGAACCUUUAAUAUCUUCAUAUAGUGAGUAUAUCAUGAGAGAUGAACCUACAUAUAUUCCUGAUAAAAAAUUAUUAUCUGAAGAAGAAAAUAAGAAACUUGAAAAGGAACAUUGUCAUAUGAAAAAUAAUAUAAAACAUAAUGAUAUUGCUCAUGUUACUAACAAUGACAGUAUCAAUAAUUAUUUAUAUAAUAAAUAUUAUAUUAAUGAAGACAAUAAAAUAAUGCAAAACGAUAGUAAUCUUAAUCAUAAUAAAAAUGAAGAUAUUAAAAAGGUUGAUAUCGAAAAUACACAUAUGAUUAAUGGAUAUGAUCCUAAUGAAGAUAUAUUAUGGAAUAAUAACAAAACGAUUUCAAGUGAAAAAUUAUGUGUUCCAAGAACGAAGGAUAAUGAAAUUUUAAAAAAUAAGGAACUUAAUAAUUAUCUAGGUGAAGCUUAUAAUGAUUGUAUAAAUGAAGAGACAUACAAAAAUAUGAAACUUGAAAACUGUGAUGAAAAAAAAAAAAAAACAAAUUUUCAAAAUGUAAAUAGUAAUUUUAAAGAGCAACAUCUUUUAUUUUGUAAUAAUUUGCAAGAACAAAUGAAAUAUAGAUCUGAUAAAAAUUUAAAAUAUGAUGAAAAAUUAUAUAAUAAUAAUAUUAAUAAUAAUAAUAAUAAUAAUAAUAAUAAUAAUAACAAUACAAAUGAUGAUAUAAAAAUUGUAAAACCAAAUAAUCAACAUCAUAUACAUAAUAACCUUUUACAUUAUAUUAAUAAUAAACAUAAUCUUCUAAACUCAAUUACUCUUUCAAAUAGCUUACCUCAAAAGAAUGAUUACCAAAUAAAUAAUUUUAUACAUAAAAAUGACACAAACGAAUUCAAAAAUUUAACAAUAAAUAAUUUUCAAAAAAAAGAAAAGGAAUUAUAUACUCUUAAUCAUAUGAAUACUAUUAAAAGUAAUAUAAAUAAUAUUCAUAUGAAAGAUUCUGGGGAUACUGAAGUUACACAUAAUAAUCAAAGUUUUUUUUUUAAUACUAAUCAAAUAGAAAAUGAAAAAAAAAAAAAAAAUAAUAAUAAUAAUAUCAAAACACAUAUAGCUAAUUUCAAUAUAAUUCAUAAGAAUAACCUGAACGAGUCAGGUAAAAAUAUGGAACAUUAUAUAGCUAGCCAAGAAGAGAAUAUUUUAUUUGAAAAUAAGAAUAAUGAUAUGGAAGAAUUAUAUAGAGAACAUUCCAGAGAAUUAUUGGAAGAAAAUAUAAUAAAUAAGAUAGGAAAUAAUACGAAAAAGAAGAAAGAAUAUGAUGAAUGCACAAUGAGUACAUGUAUUGAUAAUGUUGUCUAUAAUUCACAUGAUAAUAUAAAUGGAGAAAAAAAGGAUGAAAAUAAUAUGGAAUAUUUUAUAAAAAGCGAAGAUGAAAGUUUAAAAGAUUUUGAUAUGCUAUUAUAUAAUAAUAGGAAGGAAAAUUCUGAAAGAGAAGAAGACAAAUCAAUUGAGAAUAUUAAAAUGUUGGGAACUGAGUCAUUUUAUGAAGAUGAAAAUAAUGAUGAAGACAUAAAACAAUUUGAUGAAAAUUUAACAUAUGAACAGAGGAAAAUAAAUGAUGAUAAUUAUGGAGACAUGCACUAUAUAGACGUGGAAGAUGAUGAUUAUGAAAAUGUAAGAAAUAAAAAUGAGGAUAGUAGCAAUAUUUAUGAUGAUGAAGAAAUAUAUAAUCAAAAGGAAGAGCAUGAUGGAAAAAAAAUAUUUUUAAACAGAAUAGAAAAUAAUGCAAUAAACAAUUUAUAUAAAACUUAUGAGAUGAUACAAGGUGAUAACGAUGAUAUGGAUGAUAAUUAUUAUUUGUAUGAUGAAAAUGAAAAGGGAGCUACAAAAAAUAUCCUUUGUGAAUUUAAUAAAAAGGGUAAAAAAGGUAUUGUGAAUAAAUUUAAUAGGGACAUGUUACAAAAAAUUGAGAAAAACUAUGACAAUAAUGAUAUUAACAAUGAUAAUAAUAAUAAUGAUAAUAAUAAUAAUAAUGAUAAUAAUAAUAAUAAUAAUAAUAAUAAUAAUAAUAAUAAUAAUAAUAAUAAUCAAAAGAAGUUUAUGAAUACACGAAACGAUAAUUAUAUAAAUAAUAACAUAUAUUUAAAUAAGGCAAAUCCAAACAUAUUUAAUGAAAAUACAACAAAUUAUAACCAGAAAGAAAACAGUUUUAAUCAAAGUGAUUUUUUACUCUUAAAAAAAAAAGAGCAGGGGAAUAGUCGACUGAAGAAGUGGCUAUGUAAAAUUAAUGCCAGAGAAAAAGAAAAAGAAAAAAAACUUCAGCAGAAAAAAAAUGAAUCAUAUGAUAGAGAAUUAAAAAAUUGUACUUUUCAUCCUACAUUAAAUAAUAACCGAAUAAAAAGGGAAGGUACCAUAAAAGAAAUGAAUGAUACUUAUGAUGAUGAUGAUAAUAAAAAUUUGAGUGAAAAUUAUGAUUGUUAUAAUAAAUAUGUUAAUGAUACUUAUUAUGGUGAUAAUAACAAAGAUUGUUAUAAUUUUGAUCAAGAAAAAAUAUAUGAUUUCAAUAAUAACUCCUAUUACAAGAAUAACGAACAAAACCACUCCUUUCACCAUUUUAAUAUAGAUAAAAAAAGAAACGAUAAUACAAAUAUGAAAAAAAAAAUGAAUCGAAAUAAAAUACUUUAUUUGAAAGGUUUGAAAAGUAAAGAAUUAUUAUUACAAAAAAAAAUAGAUUACCAAAAUGAAGAAGAAAAAAAAUUUAAAAAAGAAUGCAUAUUUCAUCCUACUAUAAAGGAUAAUGUAAAAAUAUUCCUUUCUGAUUUACCAAAUGGAUAUAACAAAACAGUGGACAGAAUAAAAAGAGGUGUCGAAGAAAAAAAAAGAAUAAAUAAUUUUUUACAAUAUAGAAUACCACAUAUGAAUAACAAUGGAAAUAUCCAAAACGAAAAAAAAAAUGAAGGAAAACAAAAUAAUAAGAAGAAAACUAAUAAUAUACCUCAACCAUUUAGUUUUGAUAAAGGACAAUAUAAAGUAAAAAUCAAACCAGUUUUUUUUGAAAGAAAAAUAAAAAUCUCAGAAAAUAAAAUAGCUUGUCUAGCUGUUCGGGAGGAUGAGGAUCCCUUAUAUAUUGUUGAUAUUUUUUGUAAAAUACAUGCACUUAAAAAUGAAAAUAAACAAAUAUUAUAUGACUACAUUCUUGACGAAUUGAAGCAAGAGUCCUUCGAAAAAUAA
This is a messenger RNA of Plasmodium falciparum 3D7, 4395 nucleotides long. RefSeq lists its product as uncharacterized. The coding region runs from base 1 to 4395 and encodes 1464 amino acids. NCBI's taxonomy places the organism in Eukaryota, Apicomplexa, Aconoidasida, Haemosporida, Plasmodiidae. The record is from RefSeq and is a predicted model, not a curated record. The transcript has a single exon.